Benincasa hispida (wax gourd) is the source of this 2567-nucleotide messenger RNA. RefSeq names its product pachytene checkpoint-like protein. Gene Ontology annotation, biological process: reciprocal meiotic recombination; meiotic recombination checkpoint signaling. Gene Ontology annotation, cellular component: nucleus; chromosome. Gene Ontology annotation, molecular function: ATP hydrolysis activity; ATP binding. The record is from RefSeq and is a predicted model, not a curated record. Lineage: Eukaryota; Viridiplantae; Streptophyta; Magnoliopsida; Cucurbitales; Cucurbitaceae.
CGUGUGUUUUCCCGCCCAUUCUUCCGAAACCAAUACUCCCAUUUUCUCUGCUUCUUCCGUGAAAAAAAAAUGAGUGCUCCUAUGGAGAUUUAUUUGCCAAACCCUCCCUUAGAAGCCCAGAUGUCUGAAUCAAAUGGCGUCGUCUCUGAAUCAGCUGCUUCUCCUAUUGUUAAUGAAGAAAAAAUUCUCGUUUCAGUCGAGGCGUGCUUAAAAUCCUCCAGCACCGCACGGACUGAAGAUGUCCGGUUGGCCAUUGAGAGAAUGCUUGAGAAGAGAAGUUUAAGCUAUGUUGAUGGGCCCAUUCCAGUGCCGCUUGAUGACGCUUUUCUCGCAGAAAACGUGCAAGGAAUCCGAAUUUGCGACUCUGAUGACGGUGUGCAAAACCAUGAUAUCCUCCUAUUCUGGCAAGUCAAACCUGUUGUUCAUGUGUUUCAGCUUAGUGAAGAAGGACCCUGCGAGGAACUUGGUGGGGAAGGACAGAUUUCUAGCUUUAAUGAAUGGAUACUUCCUGCGAAGGAGUUUAACGGCAUGUGGGAAAGUUUAAUUUUUGAGUCUGGUCUCAAGCAGAGGCUUCUGCGAUAUGCUGCUAGUGCUUUGUUAUUCACUGAGAAGGGUGUUAAUCCAUUUUUAGUGUCAUGGAAUCGGAUUGUCCUAUUACAUGGACCUCCAGGGACUGGUAAGACCUCUUUAUGCAAAGCACUGGCUCAAAAACUGUCAAUAAGAUAUCUGUCAAGAUACCCACAUAGCGUACUCAUUGAAGUUAAUGCACAUUCACUGUUUAGCAAAUGGUUUUCUGAAAGUGGCAAGCUGGUCGCAAAGCUAUUCCAGAAGAUUCAAGAGAUGAUAGAGGAAGAAGACAAUCUGGUAUUUGUUUUGAUCGAUGAAGUGGAGAGCUUAGCUGCUGCUAGAAAGGCUGCUUUAUCUGGUUCAGAACCUUCAGACUCCAUUAGGGUUGUCAAUGCGCUACUUACGCAGAUAGACAAGUUGAAAUCGUCACCAAAUGUGGUGAUCCUGACAACUUCCAAUAUAACAGCAGCUAUUGAUAUUGCAUUUGUAGAUCGAGCAGAUAUUAAAGCAUAUGUUGGUCCACCAACUCUUCAAGCGCGUUAUGAAAUUCUAAGGUCCUGCUUGCAAGAGCUUAUACGCACUGGAAUUUUGACUUCUGAGGGUUAUGACCACUCUAUGCUUCCUAACUAUGCUGGUUUGAAAGAGAAAAUAAGCAUUCCAGAGACUGCGAAGGUUGAUGUACCACUUCACAUCUGCCAACUAUUGCUUAAGGUUGCUGAAGCAUGCGAGGGUUCUAGCGGACGUUUUCUAAGAAAGCUCCCAUUCUUGGCUCAUGCAACUCUAGCCAAUCCACGUACUGGCGACCCUUCAAAGUUCUUGUUCGCAAUGUUGGAAACGGCUAGGAGGGACCGAACAGAGUUACCCGAAUGAACAUGUUAUCAUUAUUUAGAAGCUUCUUGUGCUUGUAAUUGAUGUUGUACGGAUAACAUUUACAUAUAAAGAUCUAAAUCUGUUAAUCAGUUGUAGAAGCUGACGCUACUUGAAAAGCCUACUGAAAAUACUCAUUGAGAGUUAAUGUCAGCUAUUCAUUGCGUAUACCGUUACGAGGACUCUUUCUGAAACUGUUGCAUUUCCAGAUUUCCCUGUUGUUUCCCCUUCCCCCCCCCGCCCCACCUUUUUCCCCUUUUUUUCCCCUCCCCUCUCUCUUCAUAACCCCCACUAAAUCAACUUUUUAAGACGGACAAAGCUAUAUAUGCAAAUGAUGUGAUUAAAGUUUUAUCCAUGUUUGAGAUCAUAAGGCUUCAUUUGUUUUAUUUAUUAUUCUAUAUGGUCAGUUAAAUACAUGGACUAUUAGGUACAAACUUGCAAGGAGAAAAAGCAGAAAAGAGAAGGCCUACAUGCCAUAACAUGUGAGAGGAGGAAAGCCCAAGAAAAAUCGGGUUCACUUUGACACAACCGACCAAAAGGGAAAAGAAAGGGGAGCCAAGAAUUUAAACUACAUAGAUAAAGACCCUUUUUUGAAGGGUCGUCUUUAACAGAAAGCCCAGCUUUGAGAAAUAAUAUCUGCUUCUUCUGUCUGCUAUCUCUCGCCAUGUUUCUUGCUUUCAAUAACGGUUCAAGGACGAAGCCAAUGAACAUUCUUGCUGCAGUAGAGAAGCCACAGACAGGUUUCUCUUUCUUGCAGUCUUUUGAAAUUGGAAGCUUUGUUUUGGUUGUUCCAAUAAUGGUUCGAAAAUUUAGACGUCCUUGUAAGCAGAGUGUUAUAAGAGUUCAUUGAUGAUCUCAUCCUUUGCAAAGGGGAAUCCAGCAUCCUGGUCCGAUUCAUGAAGAGUUCUUUCAUUUCUCAUCUUUAAAACAUGCAUACAUGCAUACUUGAGUUUCUACUCCCUUUCUUUCUAUCAAUUAUGAUCUAUUAUCAGAUCUGUAGUAAAAUAUAUAUAGUUAUGUUAUUCGCAACUGUUUUGUUUAUAUCAGAUAAUAUAUAUUAAGGUAUUGAGUGUAAUUUCUCUGCAUGCAUGUCUGCAUCUGCAGCUGAUUGAUAUAAUAAAAGUUUCUUCCCA